AACUUCCAAACCUUUAGAGAACGUUGUCUGGACCGAAUAGUUAUUUGACUUUGGUGGAUUUUUCUGCAUACAUCAUUUUCUCUAAGUGCAUGGUAUUGUAUAUUGAACUAUUUAAUUACGAGAAAGUACAUGUGUAGAUGCUUCGUCAUGGUAUAUACAUGUAAUAGGUUGUUAUGGGUAAAGUGGUCAUUGUGCUGGAUUCCGGAUUUUUUUUUUUUUUUAUAUUUGUCCGGGAUUGGUUUUGUUUUGUAUGUUACAAAAAGCUCCCAGCACGUUCACGGCAUGGUACCCGUACUCAUGCAUUUUGACUUCCAACUUUCCACAACUUCAUGGCACCAAAGUUAUUUUACCCUCCCUGGAGGUUGUCUCUCUGCCAUUAAAAGUAAAGAAACAUACAUCGUCUUUCUUGUGACAGAAUAGUAAAAUAACUUCGACAUGGCUAUGGAACGGGAAAGGAAACUCACAGAGGCUGGAGCCGAGUUGUUCAUGGACAGAUGCAGGAAAUAUGAUCGGGAAAUAAAACAUAUUCAAAAGGAAAUUGAUGUCCUAAUAUCCACUCUUCAGGAAUAUCCAGAAAUAUCGGAUGCAGAGAUGGUACAUAAGCAGAUAAAACAAGCUAGUGGUGAUUUUAAAAGACUUUCAGAUCAUUAUGUUGACUUUCUUGUAAAACACAGAUCAGUUGAAAGCGAAACAGAAAGGAUUUCACAUUUGAAAUUAAGAGAUAAUGUAACGAGGGCUGUUACCGAGGUUCUCACUCAACGCACACAAGUUGCAACAAAAGAUCCUAGCUGUGACAGACAAAGCGUUAAAUCUGGAUCAGGCCGAUCAAUCCUUUCAUCUACUCAGUCUGCGAUUAUUCAGAAAAGAGCUGCACUUGAGGCUGCGAAAGUGAAAAUGAAAUACGUCGAGAAACAAGCUGCCAUUAUGACCCAAAAGGCAGCAUUGGAAGCGGAAAUCAGUCUACUUGAAAUCCAACAAGAAACCGAAGCCUUACAAUCAGCACUGAAUGUGAUGGAAAAUGCAGAACAGUUAGAUGAUAUAGAAACAGAAUCUAUUACUGAAGCUCGACAAGCAAGGACAAGUGAAUUUAUUCAACAACAUUUUGUGAAUUCCACUAACACUUCUGUUCAGCCACCUGUGCAAGCAAUUACAAGUACUUUGACAUCCGCUGUGCAACCGCCUGUACAGUCCACUGAUAGCACGUUCACAUCAGCUGUGCGACCUCGUGUGCAAUUCACUGAUAGUGCAUUCACGUCAACUGUGCAAACAUCUAUGCAGUCUAGUGAAACAUUUGUUCCUUUAUCGACAUUGGCAAAUUUAUGUUCCACACCUAUGAAUGAAAAUUGGCGUACAGCAUAUCAACCAACGCAAACCAUGGUACACUCUAGUCCCUUGCUUGCAACUUCAUCACAAACAAGUCAUGUGUAUGAUUUGCCGCCACCCUUUGCGCCGCGUUCAGACGUACUAUCUCAGCCGAAUCAUCUAUUGAAUACUGAAGCGCCAACCUUUGUGCCACAUUCGAGCAUACUGCCUCAGCCGAAUCACUUAUUAAAUACUGAAGUGCCAACCUUUAUGCCGCGUUCGGGUAUACUAUCUCAGGCAAAUUCUAUAGUGACUACUCAAACGCCUACCUUUGUGCCAUAUUCGAGUUUACCGUCUCAGCCAAAUCCGGUGACUACUCAAACCUCAGGAUCACAAUACGGUAAUCGCUACACAUCAGUCAAUAUGAUGCCACAUGUAGACAAUUCGCAGGUUGAACUUUGUCAGAUAAUGACUAGGAUGAUGGCCAGAAAAGAUGUAGUGCUUUCACGUCUCAUUAAAUACAAUGAUAGUCCCAUCCAAUAUUUGUCUUGGAAACAAACAUUUAAAGCUGUAAUGUUAGAACUUGCAGUUACACCAUCAGAGGAACUGGAUCUCAUGAUCAAAUGGCUGGGUCCAGAUUCAUCCAGGCAGGCUGAAUGCAUAAAAACGGCCAGUGCAGGAAAUCACGUGGAUGCAUUACACAAAUUGUGGGAUAGACUUGACAUUCGGUAUGGCAGUCCUGAAUUGAUAGAAGCGUGCUUACGAAACAAACUUACGAACUUCCCAAAGCUUUCAAACACUCCGGCUGACAGCAAACGACUUUAUGAUUUGUACGACCUCUUGAGUGAAAUUCAGUGUGUCAAGGCCAACCCGCUCUAUUCUUCAGUGCUUGCAAUGUAUGAUUCAUCCACAGGAGUAAACCAAAUAGUAUCUCGCUUGCCGACCAAUCUACAAGAAAAGUGGUCAUCUCGCGCCAAUACUUACAAAAAUCAACAUGGAAUGCUAUUUCCUCCGUUCAGUUAUUUUGUCAACUUCAUCUACGACAUGGCAAAAUGGCGCACUGACCCGAGUUUUCAGUACAACACUAGCACACUAUCUUCUCAGAAACAGUCAGCAAAUAAUCAACCCCAAAUUCGCGUGAACGCAAGGAAAACGGAACUUUCUACAAACUCUACAGCUGAGGACAAAUUGAUGUUCCCCGUGCACAACACAAACCACAAUUUGAAUCAGUGCAGGACUUUCCGUCAGAAACCCAUGAAAGAGCGAAUGGAGAUUCUAAAGAAAAACAAACUUUGUUUCCGUUGCUGCAGUUUGAAACGACACACCAAGAACAAAUGCCAAGAGACUAUCCGAUGUGAUGUUUGUAAUCAGACAAGUCACCCGACUGGACUUCAUGUAUUGCGUGUUCAAAAUGUACAGCAACCCUCUCAUAACAAGGAUGAGAAUCUUACAGAAGAUGACAAUCGGCAUGGAGGGGAGUCACGGACCGGUGUUAAUACAAAAUGUACACAGGUUUGUGGGACUGACAAAAUUUGUAGCAAGUCAUGCGCAAAAAUUCUACAAGUGUAUGUCUACAAUGAGGACCAACCCAUGCAGGCUCGCAAGGUCUACGCAUUGAUCGACGAUCAAAGCAAUUACUCCCUUGGAAAACCGGAACUGUUUGACAACUUUGAUGAUCAUUCGGAACACAUAAACUUCACUUUAUCAACCUGUUCAGGGAAAGUUUCCGCGACUGGCAGAAAAGGCAACAAUUAUGUUGUUGAGUCCGCAGAUCAUAGUGUCAGGAUUAAGAUUCCGUCUCUUAUCGAGUGUUCAGACAUUCCCGAUAAUAGACAUGAAAUACCUUCUCCGGAAGUAGUGAAAAACUUUCCUCAUCUUUGUGAUUUGGUAUCGUACAUACCACCAGUUGAUGACAGUGUACACAUAGAACUCUUGAUAGGUCGUGACGUUAUACAAGCACACCAUGUUGUGGAUCAGAGGUUAGGCGGUGAUAACUUACCCUACGCUCACAAAUUACCUCUUGGUUGGGUUGUGGUUGGUGAAUCUUGUAUUGGAGCUCUCCAUGGACGUGAAUCUGUUCAAACAAUCACAGUUAGCAAAACUCACAUUCUUGCUAAUGGUAGAGCAACCUAUCUGGAACCAUGUGUUAACACGUUAACCAUCAAAGAAAACUCGAUCUUCGAGAAAACGCCACAGGAUGAGAGGCUUGGUCCAUCAGUGGAAGACGAGCUUUUUAUAAGUCUCAUGGAAAGUAAGGUUACGAAGGACUGUGAUGAUCGCUGGACUGCACCACUUCCCUUUCGCGAAAAUAGAAAGCUGUUGCCUAACAACAGAACUCAAGCCUUGCAGCGUGUUAAAUCAUUAGACCGUUCACUCCAGAAAGAUGAAGUCAAGAAGAAACACGUUGUUGAAUUCAUGGGAAAAAUGUUCGAAAACGGUCAUGCUGAGGUAGCACCACCUUUGCCAACACUUAGUGAACAAUGGUACCUACCGUUUUUCGGAAUUUAUCAUCCCAAGAAACCUGGAAAAGUUAGAGUCGUCUUCGAUUCGUCAGCAGUGUUCAGGGGAACGUCUUUGAAUGACGUAUUAAUGAAAGGACCGGAUUUAACCAAUAAUUUAUUGGGAGUACUAGUACAACAGGAAGUUUAUGGUGAUGAAAUCAAUUCUUUGCAAACUGGACGUUCUUUGUCAAACAAAUCCAAAAUUCUUCCUCUUGCUCCUGUACAAGAUGAAAAUGGCAUUCUCAGAGUUGGAGGACGAUUGAAACAUGGAAAGGCUAUUUCCAUCAACACUCAGCCUGUGAUCAUUCCCCGAGACCAUCACAUUGCUAUCCUCUUAGUGCGACAUUUUCAUGGUAAAAUUCAUCACCAGGGCAGACACAUGACAGAGGGAGCUCUCCGUGCAUCGGGCUAUUGGGUGAUUGGCGGUAAGAGACUUGUGUCCUCUAUUAUUCGUCAUUGUGUGACUUGUCGAAAGUGUCGUGGACAAUUUCUAUUUCAAAAGAUGUCAGAUCUUCCGGAGGACAGAUUAUCUCCUGGACCACCUUUCACCUUUGUUGGUCUUGAUACAUUUGGACCAUGGUCAGUUCUCCAGCGUAAGACUCGAGGUGGAUCAGCUCAGCAAAAGAGAUGGGCAAUUUUAUUCACUUGCUUAGUUUCAAGAGCAGUUCACUUGGAAGUAGUAGAUGAGAUGAGCAGUGCAGCAUUCAUCAAUGCCUACCGCCGUUUUGUAGCAAUUCGUGGACCCAUAAAACUAUUGCGAUCAGAUAGGGGCACUAACUUUGUGGGUGCAAUUCAGGACUUGGGCAUUGAAGCAGAAUUUGUUGAGGAUGGAAGAAUCGCAAAAACUCUAGAAACCUAUGGAACUUCCUGGAAGUUUAAUCCUCCUCAUUCCUCUCACUUUGGAGGCUCAUGGGAGCGUAUGAUAGGGACCUGUAGGAGGAUUCUGGAUAACAUGCUCAUGCAAGAUAGGAAUAAACUAACUCAUGAUUCAUUAGUGACCUUGAUGGCUGAAGUUUCAGCGAUAGUGAAUUCUCGUCCGUUGCUGCCCAUUUCAACAGAUCCAGAAAACCCAGAAAUUCUGUCUCCCUCAGUGUUGUUGACUCACAAGAAAGGUCAAAACGAUACAUGCCCGUUUCCACAGUUUGGGACCAAGGAUAUGUUACGUAGUCAAUGGAAACUGGUUCAGGGUCUAGCAGAUGAAUUUUGGUCGAAAUGGACGAAAGAGUAUAUCUCAUCUCUUCAAGUCAGGAGAAAGUGGAAGCAGCCAGAAGUGAACUUGAAUGUCGGUGAUAUUGUUCUUGUAAAAGAGAAGGAUUUUCAUAGAUCCAUGUGGCCUAUGGCAAUAGUGACGAAACUUUUUCCAAGUGACGAUUUCCUUGUCAGGAAAGUGGAAAUCAAACUCUAUAAGGAAAACAAGAUUUGUGUGUUCGUUCGACCCGUAGUCGAUCUUGUCCUGUUGGUAUCUUCAGAUGAUUAGUGACUCAAUUUUCAUGGAUAAUGACUGAUAUUUGAUUUUAUGUAUUAUGUAUGUAUGAUUUUGCUAGUUUAGCAUAUUGAAUUUGAUGUAGUGAUUUUUUUAUAAAAAUCAGGAGGGGAGUGUGCUGGAUUCCGGAUUUUUUUUUUUUUAUAUUUGUCCGGGAUUGGUUUUGUUUUGUAUGUUACAAAAAGCUCCCAGCACGUUCACGGCAUGGUACCCGUACUCAUGCAUUUUGACUUCCAACUUUCCACAACUUCAUGGCACCAAAGUUAUUUUACCCUCCCUGGAGGUUGUCUCUCUGCCAUUAAAAGUAAAGAAACAUA
This is a messenger RNA of Ostrea edulis (European flat oyster), 5603 nucleotides long. RefSeq lists its product as uncharacterized. The record is from RefSeq and is a predicted model, not a curated record. Lineage: Eukaryota; Metazoa; Mollusca; Bivalvia; Ostreida; Ostreidae. Gene Ontology annotation, biological process: DNA integration. The transcript has 3 exons. Bases 436 to 5280 code for a protein of 1614 amino acids. Gene Ontology annotation, molecular function: nucleic acid binding.